UCGCAGCUCAGGCUGGUGUGUGUGCAGUGCUGACAGGACGCACUCAGUGGAGUGUGUCUGCGGAGGACAGCACACUGGAGGACCGGCACACUCAGGGCUCUCCAGCAGAGGGCAGCCUCAGACCGAACGCUACUCCCAUCCCGUCGGGUCGUCGAUCCGUCUGCUCUGUGAAGAUCACCCCUCUGUCCACCAUGAAAGGCUCUCCUGACCUGAUUCCUGCAGCAGAUCUGGACCCCAGUCGAGUCUGCAAAGGCAAAGGGGUGGUGACGCUGAGGGCCACGCUGGUCCACAUCGAUGACGAGGGCUGCAUCAGCGAGGGGCCGAAUGUCAUGAGCACGCCCAGCGGAUGGACGGGGCAGAUUAAUGGAGACGGCUCUAAAGCGGGAUUGGCCGAAGGAGGCAGCAACAGCACAGCUGAUUUACCGCCUGUAAACAACUUCCAGUGCCAGGCCAAUUCCCCUGAAAGUAUAAAAGAAAACCAGGUUCCAAACUGUGUAUCGUCACCGUCCAGUUCUGUUUAUCCGUGUACGAGCACCGUCAACCCGACCAUCGUCCUCCUGCAGCACAACAGAGAGCAGCAAAAGCAUCUUUCUCAUUUGGAAGACCCAACCCCAGAACGAGACAAAAGCCCGGAUCCGGGUCGAGACUCGUUCAGUCCGGUCCAGGAUAUGGACGGGAAGAGGCUGCGACUGUCGCUUCAUUCUCCUGUCCUCGGUCCAGUCAACAGGCCCAUUGUUCCGGUCCGGAACACGGAAAAGUCCAAAGACUGGUAUAAGACCAUGUUCAAGCAGAUCCACAGAAUCCCAGAGCCUAUUGAAGAAAACCCUUACCGCCCCACCUACAUUUUCCCCGACAGCUAUGACAUUCACAUGAGAUCUAAAGAUGAUGCUCCCACUCCGUUCGGCUACUUGGAAGAAGUCAAACCCGUCCCACGCUCAAAGAGUGAUGCAGAGGUGGACUCCAGAGGACGUUCCAUGCCCGUGCCAACGCGCUCUUCUUCCCUUAAACCAAUGGCCAAAAGGAACGAGUGGGAGCCCCCGGAUAAGAAGGUAGACACCAGGAAGUACCGCGCCGAGCCCAAGAGCAUCUUCGAGUACGAGCCUGGGAAAUCAUCGGUGCUGAAGCUGGAGAGAACGACUAAGGAUGUAAGUCCAGAAGAUGUAGAUUUAGAGAAUGAGCCUUGGUAUAAAUUCUUUUCAGAGAUGGAGUUUGACAAAGCGAGUGCCCCCUCUUUCAGCCCCCUGGAAACAGCCUCCGACCUGCAGCAAUACUCCUCAAGCCAGUCCGGACACAGCGAGGUGGAGAAGGACCGAGGAUCUUCGACGGGCGAGCCAGCGCCUCCAGAAUGCGACCGCCAUGUUUACAAGAGCGUCCUGGAGGGCGGCGACAUUCCCUUACAAGGUCUUCGGGCCCUAAACAAGCGUCAGAUGAGCUCCUCCUCCUCUAAAGUGGAUUAUAAAGGUGGGAAUGGCUAUAUAAUUUCACCCUGCUCCUCUGUAAAUAGUCGAUCGGUUCUUGCCAGUAAUGCAAUAGGUAACCAGUGUAAGAGUAAGAAGCCUCUUUCUGCUGCCAAAGUCUGCAUACCCCAAAUCCUGCCCUCUAAGUUCAAGCCCAAGCUGCUGACCCCCAGUGGUGACAGUCAGAACAGCAGGACUAAAGCCAGCAGGCACCCCAAGGCCCACAGCUGCGAGGAUCUGUACAUCGGGUCAUGUGACGCAGACGGACAGGACCGUCAUUUGGACGCUGGCGCCGACAGCGGGGACGGCCUCGGGAAUGCGCCCCCCGCGGUCAGGAGGAGCGCCUCGGAGUUCUCCAGCCUGUACAAGACCAUGCAUCACAUCCAGCGGCCCAGCUCGGCCGGCUGCAGCCCCCACGGCAGCGUCCGCAGCCUGGCCUCGCUGUUCGAGAAGUCGAAGGUGGACGGCGGCGAAAGGUCAGAGGCCGACGAGGGGGGGAACAUUCCACGGGACGCAGUAUCCUCGCGGGUCACCGAGUUUGAAAUGAUCAUUCAGCGGUGCAACUCGGCCCCCAGUCGCUCCUCCUCCCUCCCCACCCUGAACUCCAGCCACAGCCACAGCCCCGACCACAGCCCCGCCCACCUCUACAUGGCGUCUGCAGUGUCAGCGGAGUCUCUUUUGGUCCCCGACGCCACCCAGGCUGAUGGCUGCGGCCCGGUGGAGGCAGAAGGCCAGCAGGUGGGGGUAGAGGGGGUGGAGGCCUCGUUUCCAGAGGCAGCAGCAGCGGCGGUGGAGGAGGCAUCCGCUGAAGAGAACGGACGCAACGCCAGGACGGAGUCGCCCUCCGCCACUGAGGCCGAGGUGGAGCAGAUCUUGAGUAAAACCUCCUCAGACCAGACCCAGAUCAGUGCGUCUAAGAGCCCCUCGUCGUUCCUGACACCAUCACCGCACCCCCACCACCCCCACCACCACCACCACCACCACCUGCUGCACCACCUCAACCACCAGCUCCUCAAACCCAGUAAAUGUAAAGGCUCCUGCCCGGCCUCCUACACCCGCUUCACCACCAUCCUCCGACACGAGAGGCAGCAGGCCACCGCCCAACAGGACCGACCGCCGCCGCCUCCGUCUGAGAAGAAGACCACCCUCCCCGGUAACCUCUUCCUCAUGGGCCCCGCCCCUUUCAGGUUACGGAAAAACCUGCAGUCCCACCAGUCCAGGAGGACCCUGUCGGCCACUAAGGUGCCAGCGGGCGCCCAGAGGCCCUGCAGCCUAUCCCCGGAGCUCAGACCCCUCAUCCCUCAGCGCCUGUCCUCCCUGGAGGUCCUGGAGAGGCUGAGUAACGGGGACGGAGCCAACACUGACCACCUGAGUAACGGUCAGAGCUUGGACGCCAACGGGAACCUACUGCAGCCGCUGGCCGCUCACCGCAGAGAUUCGUCCCCAGCUCACGGGGAAAACCAGGAUGAAGUUUUACGGAGGCGUCACGGAGAUAAAGAGAAAAUCCUGGAGGAGCAGCGGCGGUUGAAGCGGGAACAGGAAGAGGCCGACACGGCGUCACGGCGGCACACGGGCAUCGUCCCCACGCAUCAUCAGUUCAUCACCAACGAACGCUUCGGAGACCUGCUCAACAUCACAGAUAACACCGAGAAGAGGAAAUCAGGCGUGGAGAGAACUCCAGCCAUGGCCCGCUUCGACUUCAGAGCAGAAAGUCUAAAGGAGCUACCGUUUCAGAAGGGAGACAUCGUGUACAUCAUUCGACAGGUGGAUCAGAACUGGUAUGAGGGAGAACAUCACGGAAGAGUCGGCAUUUUCCCUCGAAGUUAUGUUGAGCUUCUUCCCCCCACAGAAAAAGCCCAGCCAAAAAAAAGUGCCCCCGUUCAGGUGUUGGAAUAUGGAGAGGCUGUCGCUCGCUUCAACUUCACCGGAGACACGGUGGUAGAAAUGUCCUUCAGAAAGGGAGAGAGGAUCACUCUGAUUCGUCGAGUCGAUGAAAACUGGUAUGAAGGAAAAAUCUCAGGCACCAACCGCCAAGGCAUCUUCCCCGUCACCUACGUGGAAGUCCACAAACGGCCUCGCGUCAAAAACGGCGUGGAGUAUCCUGACCCUCCAGUCAGCCAGUCGCCACAGCGCAGCACCAACGCCUCCCCUCAGCUGUAUCGUAAUCGACUGACCACCUCCCCCCUGCCCCUCCCUCGCUCCCCCCGCCGCUCCGUGUCCCCUGAAGUCCACGCCAUCUCCUCUGAGUGGAUCUCCCUGACCGUGGGAGGUGGGAGCCCCCCCGCCGCCCCCACCCCUCCCCUGCCGCCGCUGCCCACCGUGUCCUACCGCUGCGGCGAGUACCUGCCCCCGCCCUACUCCGCCAGCCCCGUGCCCCCCAUCACCGGCAGCCCCUACACUGUCUCCCCCACCGCCUCCCCGUCGGCCUCCCCCCUGCCUCCACCGUACCCCCCCAGACCCAGCUCCGCCACCCCCUUCGUCACGUUCACCCCGCCUCAAGGGGAGGACUUCCUGCUCUUCCCUCCGUCCCCUCACCUGUCCCGCAGCGUGAGCCCGAGCGGGGGGCCGGUGCUGGAGGGGUGGCUGAGGGGGGACAAGGAGCUGACCGAGGGGGACGGAGCGGAGGGGGACAGGGGCGGGGUCCGCGCACCCCCAGGCAGCAGGCGAAAAAGCCCUGCAGAGCUUGUCAAAAAUGAGAUUGACCAUCACGGACGGAGCUCCAGAAGCCCUGUGAUGCUGUUCGACAUCCAGGACAACAACAACGUGAACUCAUUUGCGGAGGCAGUGUGUAAUGAGAUCUUGAAUAUCGCUGAGACCUCGGUGAGGUACUGCAGCACCCUGUCCCACCACCCUCAUGACUCUCUCCAUAGACUGCACCCCCACCCCAGUAAACAAUCUCUCAUCAUUUCCCAGCAACCCCAGUCCCACAGCAGCAGCCCGGAGCCCAGCCGUCUCAACUGUGGAAUUUUCAAGGCUUUGUACAGUUACGUGCCGCAGAACGACGAUGAGCUGGAACUGCAGGAAGGAGAUCUUGUCAGCGUCAUGGAGAAGUGUGAUGACGGCUGGUUUGUUGGUACCUCAAGGAGGACAAAACAGUUCGGGACUUUCCCUGGGAAUUACGUGAAGGAGGUGAAACUGUAAAGAAAACUAAUCUGGCUGUAACACACGGUUGCCUGUCGAGCUUGGGAAGUCAUUACUAUCGCGCAUGGCUGUUGGUUAGAAUAGUCCUUUAAGCCCGGCGAAUCCAUUUGUCUGGGAAAGUGAUCGGUUCGGUCCGAGGUAUGUCAAACUGCAGGAGGAGGAGGAGGAGGAGAACGCUGUUGACUCACUGCCCAAAACCUCAGUACGGUGUAAACCUUGACCACAUUUUACACACUUCUGUCCAGAAUUUGUCUGCCUCCAGAUGUGGAAUUUCUCUGUGAAAAACCUAAAACCACAAACUAGCUUUUAAUGUACAGAUAAUAACAUCGUCCAUGUAAUUCACAGAACAAGUGUUUACGUAGCAGCAGCAGAGCAGUGUAUGGAUCAAAGAGUGGAUCUUUUUACCUGAACUGGAUUAUGAAAGGUCAGAAUGUAUUUUUACAGGAGGUGGUGUUGGAGCUGACGGACAUAAGCUACCUUUCAGGGCCAGGGAUGGUUAUUAUUAUCAUUAUUAUUAUUAAUAUUAUUAUUAUUGUGAAGUAUGAUGCAAACCAUACUUUCAUGAGUCGGUUUAAACCCUUAAACACUGGUUCCAUAAGAUGUUUUCCAGUUUGUUUAGACCAGAUAAAUGGUGUUUUUCCCUCUGCAUGGUACCGGCUCACAUCGACUUGUCAGACAUUUUGGGAAGAAAUUGUAGCUGCAUAUACAGAUUUCCUUUUCUUAUUUGUCAGACAGAUGGAAAAAGAGUUAGUUCUUUUAAGAAUUAAUGAAAUCUUUUAACAACUAGAAAAGCACUCGGAGAGCGCAGACCUCUGCCAAGCGCAAAAAUUCCCCACAUAAUCGGUGAUACAAAUCCUACAUUUAUUUUUUAAAAUAAAAUCCGCCUUCUGGAUCAGAUCCGGA
Messenger RNA from Sphaeramia orbicularis (orbiculate cardinalfish), 5501 nucleotides. RefSeq names its product sorbin and SH3 domain containing 1 (gene sorbs1). Gene Ontology annotation, cellular component: cell-substrate junction; nucleus; cytoplasm. NCBI's taxonomy places the organism in Eukaryota, Metazoa, Chordata, Actinopteri, Kurtiformes, Apogonidae. Gene Ontology annotation, molecular function: protein binding. Gene Ontology annotation, biological process: cell-substrate adhesion. The record is from RefSeq and is a predicted model, not a curated record. The transcript is spliced from 28 exons. Bases 192 to 4598 code for a protein of 1468 amino acids.